AUGAAGAGAUACACUAUUGAAGAAUUAUUUCAGUUAAAGCCAUCUGAACCAGUCCAACAGGUUGAUUUCGAUGCUGUUGAAUUCAAAGCCAUCAUUGAAAAAGUCAAGAAAAUACAAGCUCUAAGAGAGGAAGAGUUUUUAACUUCCAACCGUAGAAGAUCAUCACAUCACCACCCAACCAGACCAAAGAUCAAGCACAACAAGCCAAAAGUAACUACAGACGAAGAUGGCUGGUCUACCUUUGAACCAAAGUCCGCUACUACUAACGAUGAAAGCGCCAUCGAGGACGACGACACUAACGUUAAAAGCAGAGCUCAAGAAACCGUCAGAGUCAAGCCAAAUAAUAAGAAUAUCGCUUCCAGCAGACCAGCGGACGCCAGAGAUAUCAUUGUCGACAAACAAGUGCAUGGUUUUAAUGCAUUUGCUGCUUUAGAAAGCGAUGAAGAAGAAGAAGAAUAA
Molecule: messenger RNA, 459 nt
Organism: Kazachstania africana CBS 2517
Lineage: Eukaryota; Fungi; Ascomycota; Saccharomycetes; Saccharomycetales; Saccharomycetaceae
Gene: CAF20
Product: Caf20p
Exons: 1
Coding region: 1-459 (152 amino acids)
Biological process (GO): negative regulation of translation; translational initiation
Source: RefSeq, a predicted model, not a curated record